GAGUGCGAGCCCACGAGCGAGGGAGACGUGCGAUGUGACGACUUGACUUGACUUGACGAGUUGGCCGUUUGUGCGCCGGAAAGUGCGCGGACCGCGGACCGCCACACAUCCCGAAAGUGCAGUGCGAAGGAAAAUUAAACAUAUUGUGUGUGAGAGAGAUAAAGAGAGAGAGAGAGAGAGGGAGUGGGAGGGAAAGAGAUAGCGAGAGUGAGAGAGAUAGAAUAAAAGUAGAAGGUAACGGUGCGGCUAGAGAGGGAGCAGAGUGAGAUAGAGUGAGAGGGACCGUGCGAACGGAAGAGUGAGAGGGAGAGAGAGAGCGAGCGAGUGAGUGAGAGACGGAGAGGGAAGAACGGGAGAGCCGCGAGCAACGAACGCGGCCUAUACGCGACGCGCGCGUCCUACGAUCCGCAAAAAUACAUGUAUGAGCGGCGGUGACGAGAGAGAGCGAGCGUGCGAGAGAGAGAUAGAGAUAGAGACGCGGCGGCGAGGCGGCAGCGUGGAGGCAGAGCGCGGCAACCCACGGGCGAAAAAUAAUGUCUAGCACGGUGGAUUCGCAUUCCAGAUACUUGAAGGAGUUCCGCGUCGACCAGUGUCCCCUCUUCAUCCAGCGCAAAUGCACGCAGCACAGACCGUUCACGUGCUUCAACUGGCACUUCAUGAACCAGCGGAGGCGCAGACCGGUGAGAAAGAGGGACCGCACCUUCAACUACAGCGCCGACAAUUAUUGCACCAAGUACGACGAGACGACUGGCAUUUGCCCCGAUGGGGACGAGUGUCCGUUCCUACAUCGUACCGCGGGCGACACGGAGAGGCGUUAUCAUCUGCGCUACUACAAGACGUGCAUGUGCGUGCACGACACGGACACCCGUGGAUUUUGCGUGAAGAAUGGUCCGCACUGCGCUUUCGCGCACGGCAAUCAUGACCUGCGCCCGCCCGUGUACGACAUCAAGGAGAUCCAGGCGUUGGAGAAUCCGGACUCGGAUCCGAACUCCUCGUCAAACGGGCCUAACAUACUGGACAAGGAGCGUAACCUGAUGAAUGAGGACCCGAAGUGGCAGGACACGAAUUAUGUGCUAAGCAACUACAAGACCGAGCCGUGCAAGAGACCGCCGCGGCUCUGCCGACAGGGAUACGCCUGUCCGCAGUAUCAUAACAGCAAGGACAAGCGGCGCAGCCCGCGGAAAUAUAAGUAUCGCUCGACGCCAUGCCCGAAUGUGAAACACGGCGAAGAAUGGGGCGAGCCGGGCAACUGCGAGCAAGGAGAUGCGUGCACGUACUGUCAUACUCGCACGGAGCAGCAGUUUCACCCGGAGAUCUACAAGUCUACUAAAUGCAACGACGUGCAACAAGCUGGCUACUGCCCGCGCGGCGUCUUCUGCGCCUUCGCGCAUGUUGACCUGUUGCCAACAGAAGAAAUGAGCCUGGCGAGGGAUAUGGCGGUACCUAUAGAUUGCGGAGCGAAUCUGGCAGACAUACUCAGCAACGCUCUUCCACCUGACAAGCGCUCCCACGACAAGGACAAGCCACUCAGUGACAGCAGCAAUGGGAGUGGCGAGGUCUCGGAAUCCGCCAGCACCAGCAGUUUGGGUAGCAACAGUUCGCACAGCAAAGCGCCUGGCGCUCAACUGCACAAUUCCAAUAAUACCAAUUCCGCCAUGAAUGCGGUUGCGCAGCAGAAACUUACGAACAUACUUUACAACCCCAGUUCUCUCAUACAAGUUAAUGAAAUUCGCAAGCAAAUGGUCGCCAUCGACAGCGAUCCUUUGUUAACUAAAGCUGAAAAGGCCCAACAGAAACAGAGCCUCUACAUCGCGUACAAUUUGAACGGGACAUUAGGCAGUCACUCAUUAGCAACCACUGUUUCACCACUUUCGAAUUCGUUCUACUCAAACGACACUGUGGAAUCUGUACUAGGAAAUGCAUUAGACGAGCUACAUUUAGACGACCCAUUAAAUUUAGUCGACUCAAUUCAUAGGGAUACAAAUUCACCGAUUGGCAAUUCGAUAUCGGCAGGCCUAGCUAGCUCCGGUUUACUCGGUAGCUCGGCCCCGGUCAAUAUACCGGGCAUGGCUGAACGUUCAGUUCUUACCAAUUUCUCGCCAUCAACCUCGAGCCCGCUUCAGCAAUUACAGACUGGUUUUCUUACCGGAUCGAGAUUCUCUCAUCAAGAUUCCAUGGAAUCCACAUUGCCCUUUAUAAAUCAGAUAUCAGAUCCAUUUAGCAAUCACAUUUCGCAACUUAGUAGCUCGGCUUCUAAACUUAGUGGAUUCAAUAGUAGUUUAUUCGAUUUUGCGAACCAAGGAAUGUCACCAUCGCGUACGCAACCCACUCUACCAGCAUCUCCAUUGGUCAAUGCAUUUUCCAUUAGUCCAAGUAACACAGGAUCGUUGUCCGAGGUACAAAGGCUCAGAGACGAACUGUCGUCGAGCCGUGCUCAAUUGGCGACAUGGGACGAGCGUAUUAAUCAAGCGCGCGCGGCUUGCGCGGCGUGGCAAUUGGAAAGCGAGGAGGCGAAAAGGAAGGCGACUAUCGCCGAACAGCAAAGAGACGAGAGAAUGGAUUUUUUGCAGGCUCUGAAAGCGCUUAGGGUCGAGAACAAGGCAUCCAACGGCGGCCCGUAUCUUCAUACACUGAGGAAAACAAGCGAACUUAGAUCACUAUCGAUAGCCACCUUGAAAUCGAUUCAAUCGCAAUUGCGCUCGGAUCUGGAAGAGGUGGAAAAGGUGCUGUACAGAGAAACGGCAACAAAGUGCAUGGUUUGCGAGGAGCAGAAUCGUACGGUGACCCUAUCUUGCAAUCAUUACGUGGUCUGUUCGACGUGCGCUCCGAGUCAGCGCGAGUGCCCGUACUGUCAGACUCCAGUAGUCUCAACAAGUUAGACCCGAACCUUUCCUUAGAAUCCUGUUGUUACAAUUUCCGCCUUUUCGUUAGAAAGAAAACGAAGAGGCGUUGGCAGCCGCAGACUCUGAAAGAAUAUCAUGUGAGUAGUAUCACGAUUUUGCAAGGACUCGUAUUUUUACUCUGGUACAGUGACAACACUGAAAAACACGUUUCUUAUCGCGGUAAGCAUGUACCCGCAAGAAUCCAAUUGACUUUAAGAAUACGAUUGAUUUAUCGCCAAAGUGAGUACGCGAAGAUGAUAGAAUCUUUACUGGUGUAAUCUUAAAAUAUAUAUUUCUCUCAGUAUAUUUAUACAUACAUAUAUAUGUAUGUAUAUUCAGUGAAUAUCACAUUUUUUUAAAUGUAACGCUUAAAUGUAAGCGUUAUAGGAUCCUAAAAAAGAAAAAACAAAGAUGUUUUAUUUUAUACAUAAUUCAAAAUAAAUAUCUAGCAGGGUGUUAACUAUACACAUUCAGCGUUUAUAACGCAAAUAUAUGUGGGUUACAGAACAUUUAGCACGAGAACAAUAUAAUCGCAGUUGUGGACAAAGUUUCGGGACCUCGAAAACUAUAUAAUUGUUUAAAAAAAAAUUAAUAAUAUUAAUAAACGCAACAAAAGUCUCCUCCCACUUGCAUUAAAAAAAAAAUGGGAGGAUUUUUUUCUCGAUGGUUGAGCUGUGAAACGUAUGUCACAGAAAAAAUGAUAUUUCUAUUAUAUUUAAAUCUAUAUAUUUAAUAGGAUUUUCCAAUUGAUUCGUACUGAAUGUAAUAAUAUAAGUAUUAACAAAUUUUAUAUUUUUCGUUGAAAACCUAAUAUUGAAGAUAUAAAUAUUAUAUAAGAGGUAUAUAAAUAUAUUAUAUAAUUUCUAGGUUUUUAUAUAUCUAAUAACAAAGAUUUCUCAUGUAGUUAUAAAGAGUAUGGGAGUUUACAAAACAACCGAAAUAUAGAUAGCGCUAAAACAAUUUUAUUAUAUAAAAGGUAUUAUACAUAUAUAUAUCUCAUUUGUUUAUCGUUUCUUUUCUAUCUAACGGUGUUAUUACCGCUUAUUCCUUUUCUUCUUUUCUUUUUUCAAUUUGUUCUGCCUUUCGUUACGUUCAUUAAGUAUAUCGGCAGUUGAAAAAUAUUUACACUUCGGGCACAUCGAAGUUUACGAUGAUUAAUAUUUUUAACAAUUUUACGUAAAAUACACUUGCUUUCUUUCGUUCUAUAAUGUGGCUUGUAUAUGUUUCGUACUUUUUGUAACAAUCCACUUUUUAGGUCGUAAAUAUGCUUAAUUGUGUACUAGUAUUUGCGAUGGAGUUAUUAGAGGACAUUUAAAUUAAAUAGUGUGUGAUAGUAACGAAGAAGUUUAAUAUUCAAUCAAUUAUUCAAUUAGAUUAUUGAACCAAUUACCCUCAUUUCGUGUUGUAGGCUUUUACAAUUGUAGAUGUAAGGAUGUUAGAGAUACUUAGGAUUUUUCAAUUUAAUCAAAAAAAAAAUUAACUCAUAAAUAUAUAUAUAUAAAAAUAUAAUGCAUACACAAGUCAAACGUGACAUACGUGUUACAGUUCAUUGGCAUGCUACAAGUAUGCUAAUUAGGACGUGUGAAGUACGUCUAUGUACCCGGCUCUAUGCGUAUAUUCAUUUUAAAGAUGUAGUUGUUAAACUCUAUGAUAAAAAAAUGACUAUACACUCAUGAUGAGAAAAAAAAUAUAUA
Temnothorax curvispinosus is the source of this 4576-nucleotide messenger RNA. RefSeq names its product RING finger protein unkempt homolog (gene unk). The transcript has 11 exons. The coding region runs from base 534 to 2879 and encodes 781 amino acids. Gene Ontology annotation, molecular function: metal ion binding. The record is from RefSeq and is a predicted model, not a curated record. Lineage: Eukaryota; Metazoa; Arthropoda; Insecta; Hymenoptera; Formicidae.